AUGCCGAAUGACUUGAUCUCUGUCCAUGUCUCUGAGCCCACCGACGACGAUGUGGCUGAAGUGUAUGUCCUUCCCGGCCCAGUUGGCGUUGACUUCACCAUGUCAGACCGCCGUUGGGCCACGAGACUCAAAACGAAGCUCCUGCGGCGAUCAUCGUUGUCCAGCAAAAACCACCACUCUUUUACCGCCACCACCGCCGUCAACUCCUUCGCCAGUGCUCUCAACUUGAACAAUCAUCACCACGGGGAUGGGGACGAGCAGCACUCCCAUCUGAACCACGGACGAAGGGCGGCGGUCGAGCUACCGUCGGCCGACCCAAACUUUCCCCCGACGGCCACAUCUGCUAUCUCCACCAACCCCAAUACCCUCACCUCCCAACCACUUCCCCCGGCUCUCUCCUCCACCGGUCGUCCGUCCAUCUCCUCCUUUACGGAAUCUCAGUACACUCCGGACGAGGUAGCUAGUGCGCCUGGGUCCAUUGGCGGCCAUUAUUUCCUUGUCCCUGAAUACAGCCAGCCCUGUUCUCCCUCUCGUGGCCCGCGACAAAGGCAACCAGACGCUCCUCCGGACCCGAGCUCCAUCCCUCCCGUGACGAGGAUAAGGCAGACUGAUCUGCAGGACCCUCAGGCCCAGCAUCAAAUCCCACGACGGCGAUCGGACACUAAUCACGAUCGGGAACGUGCCCGAUCUGGUUCGAACCGGAGAAGCUUUCCCUCUGAGCUCCUCAAUUUCCCACUUCCACCGCCGCCAUCACGAAAGGCUGAGCAAAGCUCUCCCGCCCCCCCCUCAACCCCUCCUACCCCUAAAGUUGAUCGGUCUCUCAUCUCGAAUCCGGCACGAGAUCGGUUACCCGCUCCAGAAUCGCAGCCAAACACGCCGUUGAAUGCCGUCGCAGAAAAUCCAUCUGGGGAACCCAGUUAUCACUCCUUCCCUCUCCCUCCCUCCUCUUUUCCUAAGCGCCCGAGUCUAAACAGUCGUCGUCAGUCGCUGCUGCCUGCGUCUCAUCAGCACCUGAUAAAUUCUUUGCUAGAUACUGGCUCCUUCUCGGAAACCGACGGUCCAGGUAAUAAGCACUUGUCGACCUCCACCUCCGGGAUGGGGUCGCGCAAAAUUUGGGUCAAGCGGCCGGGGGGCUCGGCCACGUUGGUCCCUACCUCGGAAGAUGCGUUGGUUGAUGAGCUCAGGGACCAGGUUGUUUUGAAAUAUGCCAACUCCCUGGGGAAAACGUUUGAUGCGCCCGAUAUCAUCAUCCGGAUUGCAACCCGGGAAGGCACGACGAGACAGGCGACUCCCGAUCGCAUAUUAAGUCCGGAGGAACCGUUGUGUCCGGUGCUGGACUCAUGCUAUCCUGGCGGGCAAACAAUCGAGGAGGCAUUGAUCAUCGAAAUUCCCCAGCGUCGAACCCCACGGCCUUCCCCGCGCCACCCCGUAUAUUAUCACCACUCGGAGCCGGGCGAGCAUGGUGACUACUUCCCUCUGAUGCCGGCAAACCCCAACGUUCCCACACCUUCUACACACGCGUCAAAUACAUCGACCGGUGUCAGUGGCCAUCCAGCACCAUCGAUCUCUAUCUUGACCACGGGAAUGGCCCCUGCGCUGCCGUCUCCAAGCGGCCGUACCGCUCGUCAUUCUCGCCGGCCUCCUCUUACCCGGCAUACAACCAAUUCGCCCAAAAUUCUUGGGCAAGCUCCGAGUGCAAAAGACAAUGCAAGCCAGAACACCAUACCUUCUCAAGCCGCCCCCCCAUCAAUUCCGACCCCACCUGGCCCUCCUCCAGAAUCACCACAGACCAAGUCACUUACUCCCCCGACGCGUGGUGCGUCUCCGCGUCCUCGUCCCGGCGGGAAACCCAAAAAGACAAACCGAGCAUUAAAUGGGGCAUUCGGCGGUCUCAUCGAAGGCACUGUGCCGCCGAUCAACGUGCUCAUUGUUGAAGACAACAAUAUCAACCAAAGGCUUCUCGAGGCCUUUAUGAAACGGUUGAGUGUGCGAUGGAAGUGUGCUGGCAAUGGAGAAGAGGCUGUCAGGAGGUGGCGCGAGGGGGGAUUCCAUCUGGUCCUCAUGGACAUUCAGUUGCCGGUGAUGAACGGCCUGGACGCUACCAAAGAGAUUCGACGCCUUGAACGCCUGAACGGCAUUGGUGUCUUUCCCAAAAAAAUUUCCGGACGGUCUAGUGCGGCGAGCGCGAAUGCGACUUGCGCCCACACUCUUAGUGAGGAAGAUACUCUGCACGAUUUAUCGCUAUUCAAAAGCCCCGUCAUUAUUGUGGCGUUGACAGCCAGCAGUUUGCAAAGUGACCGACACGAAGCACUGGCGGCGGGUUGCAACGACUUCUUGACCAAGCCAGUUCGAUUUGAAUGGAUGGAAAAGAAAGUCACGGAAUGGGGCUGCAUGCAAGCGCUGAUUGAUUUCGAAGGCUGGCGCAAAUGGCGAGGAUUCGCCGAUGAUUCUCAUUCCUCUGGCAGUUCGGACGGAUCUUCCAGUCCUCUCCACAGGAGCAGUGAUGCUACUUCUCGAAGAAGCUCUCCAGCUGGAGCAUCCUCGGCCGCACCCACGAAAAAGACGGAAGGCAAAUCACUUCGCCACCACAAGCGACUGGAACUGAUGCACGAGGACUCGUCGGGAGCGGGCAGCGGAGACGGAUCGGGUUCUCCUGCGUCGUUGCACAUGGAUGUGCCGCCGGUGAAAGACGACGGGGCUUAGCAUUUAUUCCUCCUUUUGUGUCUUUUUAUAGAUACCCCCCAACAUAGCUAUGCCAGCUCUUUAUUUUUAUUUUUAUUUUUUUUAUGUGUGAUGUUAUAUAAUUCCUCCCAACGGCAUCUCCACGCAGAUGAAGAGAUGCUCAAUUG
This is a messenger RNA of Aspergillus ochraceoroseus IBT 24754, 2849 nucleotides long. RefSeq lists its product as uncharacterized. Gene Ontology annotation, biological process: osmosensory signaling via phosphorelay pathway. The coding region runs from base 1 to 2703 and encodes 900 amino acids. The record is from RefSeq and is a predicted model, not a curated record. The transcript has 4 exons. Gene Ontology annotation, molecular function: phosphorelay response regulator activity; protein kinase activator activity. Gene Ontology annotation, cellular component: Mcs4 RR-MAPKKK complex. Lineage: Eukaryota; Fungi; Ascomycota; Eurotiomycetes; Eurotiales; Aspergillaceae.